Messenger RNA from Xenia sp. Carnegie-2017, 823 nucleotides. RefSeq names its product 60S ribosomal protein L27a-like. The transcript is spliced from 5 exons. Gene Ontology annotation, cellular component: ribosome; cytosolic large ribosomal subunit. Lineage: Eukaryota; Metazoa; Cnidaria; Anthozoa; Malacalcyonacea; Xeniidae. The coding region runs from base 1 to 801 and encodes 266 amino acids. Gene Ontology annotation, molecular function: structural constituent of ribosome. Gene Ontology annotation, biological process: translation. The record is from RefSeq and is a predicted model, not a curated record.
AUGAAGUCAUCGGGUGGUGGUUGGACUGUAAUUCAAAGACAUAUAAAAAAUGGAAAUACAGACUUUUAUCUGGUUUUGGCGGAGUAUAAACGUGGCUUUGGUAAUCUUGAAUCCGAAUUCUGGCUUGGAUUGGACAAGAUACAUCGACUAACAUCUACGAAGAAAAAUAAACUUCGAAUUGAUCUAGUAAACACGUCAGGCACUAAAAAAUACGCUGAAUAUGAAGAUUUUGUUGUUAAGAAUGAAAAUUCUAAGUAUCAAUUAAGUAUUGGAAAUUACACAGAAUACCUUUUUUACUCAAUUCGUGUCAUAUUUCUCUCUUUAAUAUUAUACUUAACUAGCUUUUGUAUUUUAUGGUAUACGACUCGGUUGAAAAAGACUCGAAAGCUUCGAGGACACGUUAGCCAUGGUCAUGGUGUAGGAAAACAUCGUAAACAUCCUGGUGGUCGUGGUAACGCUGGUGGUUUAACUCAUAAUAGAAUUAACUUUGAUAAGUACCAUCCGGGUUAUUUUGGCAAAGUUGGAAUGCGAUAUUUUCAUUUGACAAGGAAUAAAUAUCAUUGUCCUACUAUCAACCUGGACAAAAUCUGGUCAUUGAUUAGUGAGCAAACAAGGGAAUAUUACAAAGACAAGAAAGAUGGUCCCGCACCUGUUAUUGAUGUUGUCAGAGCUGGCUAUUUCAAAGUACUUGGAAAAGGUCUACUGCCCAAUCAACCAGUAAUUGUUAAAGCGAAAUUUUUCAGCCGCAAGGCAGAAGAAAAAAUUAAAGAAGUUGGCGGAGCCUGUAUUCUGGUGGCGUGAUUAAAUAAAUUAUUCAUUACAA